Molecule: messenger RNA, 6636 nt
Organism: Lethenteron reissneri (Far Eastern brook lamprey)
Lineage: Eukaryota; Metazoa; Chordata; Hyperoartia; Petromyzontiformes; Petromyzontidae
Product: zinc finger protein OZF-like
Biological process (GO): regulation of gene expression
Cellular component (GO): nucleus
Source: RefSeq, a predicted model, not a curated record
CGUCACGAUAUAUCCGGAAGCUGCUGCACCGCGCGCGCGCUCACUGAGAUCCGAGCUGACGCUUCCUCUGAUGCUUCCUCUGCAGAAUUGGUCUGAUGGAGCAAAGGCACUCAGCGCAGCUCGGAACAAAAAUCAAACAUUGCGACCAGUGUACAUACAGCACGGAUCGUACUGGAAAUUUGACACAGCACCAGAGAACUCACACAGGAGAGAACCCCUUCAGGUGUAGUGUGUGUGGGAAGGAAUUUUCAGAUUCAUCGACUCUUAAAAAACACCAGAGAAUACACACAAGAGGGAAACCUUUCAAAUGCACUGUCUGUGAGAAGGCAUUUGCAUGGGCAGCAGGUCUUCAGAUCCACCAGAGAACACACACAGGAGAGAUACCCUUCAGGUGUGGUGUGUGUGGGAAGGAAUUUUCAAAUUCACCGACUCUUAAAAAACACCAGAGAACACACACAGGAGAGAAACCUUUCAAAUGCACUGUCUGUGAGAAGGCAUUUGCAUGGGCAGCAGGUCUUCAGAUCCACCAGAGAACACACACAGGAGAAAAACCCUUCAAGUGCAGUGUGUGUGAGAAGGCAUUUUCACAAUCAUCAACUCUUAAAAUACACCAAAGAAUGCACAAAGGAGAGAAACCAAACAAGUGCAGUGUGUGUGGGAAGGCAUUUUCAAGUUCAUUCUAUUUUAAAAUACACCAGAGAAUACACACAGGAGAUAACCCUUUCAAAUGCACUGUCUGUGAGAAGGCAUUUGCAUGGGCAUCGGUUCUUCAGCUACACCAGAGAACACACACAGGAGAGAAACCAAACAAGUGCAAUGUGUGUGGGAAGGCAUUUUCAAGUUCAUUUUCGUUUAAAAGACACCAGAGAAUACACACAGGAGAUAACCCUUUCAAAUGCACUGUCUGUGAGAAGGCAUUUGCAUGGGCAUCAGGUCUUCAGAUCCACCAGAGAACACACACAGGAGAGAAACCAAACAAGUGCAGUGUGUGUGGGAAGGCAUUUUCAAGUUCAUUUUCUUUUAAAAGACACCAGAGAAUACACACAGGAAAUAACACCUUCAAGUGCAGUGUGUGUGAGAAGGAAUUUUCACAGUCAUCGUAUCUUAAAAAACACCAGAGAACACACACAGGAGUGAAACCCUUCAAGUGCACUAUGUGCGGGAAGGCAUUUGCACAGUCAUCAGAUCUUCAUAGACACCAGAGAACACACACAGGAGAGAAACCCUUCAAGUGCACUCUGUGCGGGAAGGCAUUUGCACAGUUAUCAGAUCUUCAUAGACACCAGAGGACACACAUGCAUCAGAAGAUCCUCAAGGAGUGUAGUCUGAAAUCGACUUGUGAAAGUCAAAGUGCUGCAAUGAGCCCAUCCCUCCUGAAAAAAGAACCAGAAGUACAUUCCAGCUUGGACACUAUGAAAUGUAUCAAGGUGAAAUUUGAAGAGGUGACAAUGAAGCGUGAAGAAGUGAAGGUGAAAUGUGAAGAUGAAGAUUCAACUCCAAAAUCGGACCUUCACUUCGAUGGAGGCAACGUGAAGCAGGAGGAGAAUUCUGACUGUGAGGCAGAGCGAGGCAACUCCCAGCAGUUUGUGGAAGUGGAGGUAUGGGUGGACUUCUUAGACAAAACAAAGUCAAAUGGAGACCCGGUAGAUGUGUAAGCUUUAGACAAUGAAGCCCCAGUAGAUUCACCUUUGUCACAGGCCUUUAAUGAAAGAAUGUGAAGUUGAACAAUCAAUUCUUUGGUUCAACCUGCAGAGUAGAGAGGUCAGUAUUUGCGGACCUGUGGGUUGGGUAGAUCUAUAACCAGGAGCUAGAGCCAAUACGCUCCCAAGCAUUCAUAAUGUUACAAUAAUAUUAGCAUUCAUACGCUUUGGUUCUUUCGGUAAAGUCACGUAAGUAUAAAAUAAAUGAAAUCAUGACGUUUCGGGGCGCAACACAAGUGCCCAUCAUCAGGUGAAACAACCACAAACAAAAAACUUGCUGAAGUGGGCAAGGUUUGCAGAUCAUGACAUGCAAUAUCCGGGAGUCUACAAACUAAGUUGCUCCUAUGGUGAUUGUUACAUUGAUGAAACAAAACGGCAGGGAAUGGAUUCUUUGCUCUGCUACUCUCCCAUUCUCAUAUUUCGUUGCUGCCUCUUAGUAUCUUUCACACGACGGUCAAUGGUACAGUGUAUAAUAACAAAUAGUAUAACAUUUAUAUGCUUAAAACAAUGUACAAAGUAAUAUAUAGUAUCGUAAUUAUAUAGUGAAUAUAUAGCAGUGUGAAAUACAUUAGGGUGGGUAGAAUAAUACAUAGUGUAAUAUAACAAUGUAUAAGGUAUAGGGUGGUGUAUAGUAAUACAGUAUGUAAUUUAAUGUUGGGUUUGUCUAUGGCAGCAUAUAGUACGGGGCAGACCUGUUUGAUGUAAGGGAAACAAGUUUAGCUGGAAGCAUAUUAUAUUUUUUGCGACAUAGAAUUGUAAUGUAUUACUUACUGUUAGUAGCUCAGCUUAUUGGAGAGUAUAUUUAUUAUACUGAUGAUACUAUGAAGUUUAUACUUUAGUUUUUUACGUGGUUGUUUGGUUGCUGCAGCUGCAUACUAUUCACAUUCCUUCCCUUUGUUGGUGCUGCCCCUGCCCCCUCCCUUUGAUGCUGCUACUCCUGCAUAAUGCAUGGGCAUAAUAUGACUUUGAAAACCCCCCGCCCACCUCCCACGCAUUUCACAAUUAGCUCUAUUCGCAUUCCUGCAUUUCCCAUAAAUAUGCUAAAUUCCUCUUCAAAUGCAAAUUCUUUUGUCAAGGCUCUCUUCCUCCUCCCUCACAGCUUAAAUAGACACUCCAAGCCUAAGACCUGUCAUUUAGACUCUGUCUUAUCGACAGACAUGUUCUUCACCUGAGGACGGCUGCUUGCGUUGUGGCCGAAACGUCGUGAGAAUUAUUUUAUUAUGUUUUAUUUUUAUUAUUUUAUUACUUCCCUACUACGUGACUUUACCGAAAGAACCAAGAAGAUGAAUCCCUGCAGUCACGAAAGCUUUAAAUCGAAAACGGCAUGUGUUGGACCGUGUUCGCGAGCACAAGGCAGAUCUGAAACACGGCAAGACUAAUACCUCCGCCGUGGCUGACCAUUGCUAUAACGCUGUGGGCUCUCAUGAUAUUGUUUUUUUGAGACCAAGGGGCUCUGCAAACCUUCGGGCUACUAUCAAAGGUUUAUUCAUGAAGCCAUCCAGAUAUAUAAACAUAGACAUAACUUAAACCGAGAAGAUGGAUACAAAUUGAGCAAUCAUUGGAAGGAUGUUAUUAACCAGGUAAAACCUUAACUGCUUUAUAGUUUGCCUUCAUAUCCGCAUCUCCAGUUUAUUCAGCCUCCUACCCCCCAGCCCCUGCAUUUUGUCGCACUCGUGUCGGAGCUUGCACUCCCCCUACCCCACACCCCCACCCUCUCUAUCUCUCCUCCCUGGCUCCUCCCCCCUCUCUUACUUAUAUAUAGCCUCUUGUUACAAGCAGCCUCCUCUUGCCCACUUCAGCAAUUGUUUAUUGUUGUGGUUCCACCUGAUGACGGGCACUUGUGUUGCGCCCAAAACGUCGUGAUUUAAUUUAACUUGUUUUAUUUUAUACCUACGUGACUUUACCGAAAGAACCAAAGAGUAUGGAUCCCUGCAGUCACGAAAACUUGAAAUCUAAUAUUAGCAUUAUAAUGAUGCUUGCUUCAUCGCCUCAGCAGCUCGGAGUUUCGUAUCAUAUCUCAUCACAAACACUCAGAGCAUGUUGUGCAUAUGCCUUUUCCAAAAAAAUGUAUUAGGUGAUUCUGCCUUUUUUGUUAAUAAAUUUGAUCGGGAUUUAGUGCUGGGGCACGGAAAUUGUGAGUCCCCCCCCCUGCCUCCUACUUUGCCACGCAGACAGCUGGAGGAUAAUUACUUACAAGCCUGCUUGGGAAGUCAUAAAAUGUAAUUUUAAAAAUGGCAAACCCAAGGGAGGGCGGCUAACGAGAUUCUGCGGGUAAUCCCCAGUUGACUUCAAGACAAGGCUGCAAUAAAGGAAACAACCCAUAAUAAAGCAGACAUAAACAGCAGGGGUCACGAACCUUCCUUGGACUUUGAAAUCCACCCAAGGGCAGUUAAUGAGCUGACUGGAGUUUUUAUAAUACAAGAGUAAAGUUCGAAGCUUAGCUACAUCUUCAACCUCAGGAUAUCAAAAUAUAACUUGAUAAUAAGCACAUAUCCCUGGCGAUACAGACGGGGAACAAAGAUGAAUAAAACCCUCGGAAUAUCCUCAGAAACAACUACGGUGUAGCAUAUCUUGGUUAAAUAUGAACCAAAUAAUAAUUAUGAAAGUAUUAGAUCAAGGGUCAUUCAGAAGAGAUACAAUGCGAAAUAUGUCAAUCACACGCGACCAAGAUAAUAUGUAUUCCACGGGAUCAGAGCCUCGCCAACAACCUUCGUCUUCCAGUAGCUAACAGCACAUGGUAGCAGUAAAUGAUGUAUGCAGGGGGGCGUCUCCCCCUAAUAUAUCAAAUACCACGCAAUAAUUCCAAACUGCGACGUGAGUGCUGUGAACGCUGCAAAAAUAUAUACUUUUGAGUCGAUUGGAGUCAAAACUGCCGAAAGUGGUAUGGUACCAAGCAAUAAGAGUUGUAAAAAAAAAUUCCCAACCCGUGAUGAGAGGACGGAAAACAUGGCGACAGCAAGCACACCCGUGCACAAUAGGUCACGACUGCAAAGGCCACAGCGCCCCUUUUUGAGAGCGACUGCAAGUCUGAUGCGAAAAAAAUGUAACAAUUCCAACCCGUGAUGGGAGUGUGGGGAACACUGCCCAAAAUGUGAACAGAAACAUGGCGGUAAUAAAAACAUCUGGACAACAAACAGCCCAAGCGACUUGAAAAGGAAAACAGCUGCCCCUUUAUGAGAAGAAAGAGCCUGAGGUGGAAAAAUUCAGAUAUAAGCAAGAAUGCAAGAACAGAAAUCAGUACUGCUCAAAGAAUCGCCCAACUGACAAAUCCAAACCAUCAAGCACAUCACCGAUGAAUGCUCCAUCCAUGCAUAUCCUGGCGGUAUCGCUGAAAUCCACACUGCGUCAACCACAUCAUUGAACUGGAUGAGGAACCUUUGCAUUCAUUUACGGUGAUCAUUAAAAAUAAAAACUGUUGCUUUUCACAAUGCCAUACGAAAGAAGAAGUACUGCGAGUGGUAGGCUCCGGGGAAUGCCCUUGUGCCUGGCAAAUUAAUAGGGAGCUCUGCAUCGGCAGAAGCCACACAUCACGUAGAGGUUUAAAAAUGUUUGCGUCAUUGAGAGGCUGCCAGCCAAGGCUGCCAGCCAAGGCUGGUACUUGCAGUAGUACAAUACAAACGUGGGAAAGAGUGCCGUAACAUUACUAUUCCCGGAUACGAGUUCGCUGUGUACAGCCAACACGAUAAUAGAGUGACAAUCGUUCCUAUUGUGCUCCGAUCAAAGUCAACCCUUCGAGGGAAAGCUGGUGCAACCACUAUUCGUGAGAGUGCCCCUUUAAAUCGCAACCCACAGGCGAAGUUUAGUUGAGGGUCGGAUCAGAGACUGACACGGAACGAUAUAACUUGAUCUGUAGCGUGUCCUCUGUGCAACAUGAGUCGUAGAGACAACUGGAAGAGGACUCUCUUGAAGAGGGCGGGGGGGGAGAAGACGACAGGUGCUGUCUCUCCAAGUCGCUCCACAGUCUACAAGGAUCAACAGUGUCUGGUGCCAAGGGAGGUGACGCGUGGCAAACAGCGGACGAGCUGCGAGCGCUGUCUGCCGACGGGAUGAUCGCGCACAUCGACGCAGACGGAGCCGGACCCAUCAUCCUUGGCAGCACGGGUACCGCCCACAGCGUGACCAGCGUGCUGACUCGGCAACCACCCCAGCGAUGGAGAGAGACUGAGGAAGCAGCCGAGGGUACCGUGUGUUCGACACACGCAGAUCCAGUGCCCUUCCUGGGGACCUGAGGUGUUUUCGGUACAAGGAACGCUGCACUUCGGAAGCUGCUAACUCAACAGUUAGCAAGAAGACGACACACCCACACACAACGCACAGAACGAAUAAGAUUGUUCCAAAAAGUUAUCUUCGUGUUUUUCGAAAAGGGUUGCCAUCCCAAGGUGGUGCGUUAACUAUUAGUUGAUCGUGAAAAGCGUUGUUCUCUCCCUUGAGUUACAUGAAUACGGUCGUUUCAAAGCAUUUUAGUCAAUUGUUUUUGUUUAUUGCAUAACCUUACCAAUGAAUUCAUUUACACACUAAACAUUGAUAAGCGUUUGUUAUCAAUCUACACUCACAGGAAUAUUAGUGUGUUGAGAUUUUUUCUUUUGAUUACAGAAUCUUGCCUGUGAAUUCAUUGAUGUCCCAUUAUCCAAUUGAUAAGCAUCUGUUUGCCAAAAAGGCACACUAGUACUCACACUAUUGUUUCAGGACAUUUCGUUAAUUGCAUAAUCUUCUCAAUGAAAUCAUUGAUGUCUACUUUUGCCAUUGGGCACAUGUUUCUUUAGCACGUUUCAUGUGAAUAUUGUCAUUUUUUAAAGAACUUUUCCUAUCGCCGUGUAUGGUCGUUCUACUCGGAGGAGUUAGCCGAUUUUUCUCUUACUCAGUUUUAACAAACGUAACCAUUGAGGGUUAAUUGUACGUAUCAAUUAGGACAUCUUCAGAAGUACGGUGUUGACAA